AUGUCGGUUCUAGGGUCCAGUGUGGCUGAGAUGAACGCAGCCAGGAAUGCGACAAAUGACGGCACUGGCGCCCCAGGGCUACGGAAUAAUGGAACCCCCGACAACAGUGCUCCAAUUGAAAUUUAUCUUCGCACGAUCCUGCUCCUCAAUCACGCAAAUACAGGUAGCUAA
Molecule: messenger RNA, 171 nt
Organism: Venustampulla echinocandica
Lineage: Eukaryota; Fungi; Ascomycota; Leotiomycetes; Helotiales; Pleuroascaceae
Exons: 2
Coding region: 1-171 (56 amino acids)
Source: RefSeq, a predicted model, not a curated record